UUUGUGUGUUGCAUUGUAUUCCAAGUUUUGUUUCUACCUGCCGUUAUUACCAAUUGAAUUUACUGAAUUCUUCUCAUAAAGGAUAUAACAAUAAUUGUGUUUAUCGGAAAUCAACAAUAAUGAACCAUGGUGAAUGUUAUGAAAGGAGUUCUCGUUGAGUGCGACCCGGCGAUGAAACAGUUCCUGCUGCACCUCGAUGAGACACUUGCACUCGGCAGGAAGUUUAUUAUCCAGGACCUGGACGAUACACACGUAUUCAUAUCUGCAGACAUAGUAGAAACACUACAAGCACGUGUUGAUGAUUUAAUGGACCAACUCAGCAUUCCCGUACAUGACAAAGGACUUUAACCCACAAUGACAGCUAGAGAAUCCGGAAGAGUUAAGGAGGCGGAGAAACGAAGAGUCCUUGAUGAUGCAGCCAGAAAACGAAGGGCCAGAAAGGCCAUUGAGGCUCUCGAGCAAGACAACUUCCAUGAAGACCCCCAUGCUGAUUUAGUCAUGUCAAAAAAAGUGCCAAAAUUUGCUGAUUCUAAUGAAAAACCAACUAGAAAGAAAAAGGCUAAGAGUGCAGAGUAUUA
This is a messenger RNA of Ostrinia furnacalis (Asian corn borer), 578 nucleotides long. RefSeq names its product transcription factor B5 (gene Tfb5). The transcript has 2 exons. Gene Ontology annotation, biological process: transcription by RNA polymerase II; nucleotide-excision repair; nucleotide-excision repair, preincision complex assembly. Bases 127 to 348 code for a protein of 73 amino acids. Lineage: Eukaryota; Metazoa; Arthropoda; Insecta; Lepidoptera; Crambidae. Gene Ontology annotation, cellular component: transcription factor TFIIH core complex; transcription factor TFIIH holo complex. The record is from RefSeq and is a predicted model, not a curated record.